AUGUCCAGGAGGAAGUCGGAGAGCAAAAGUCCUCCAGGCUUGUUGUCUACAUCUCUUCAGACACAAAUAAAAAUAGAUAAUUUUUACAGUUUCUAUGAAGUUGAAUCCAAAGAGUUGGGAAGGUAAGAAACUAUUAUGUUUUUUUGGAUUUUACUUUUGUGUCCAAGACUGAUCUGCGAUAAUACAAAUAAAAACUUUAAUAAUUUGAUUCAUUAAUCUAAGUUUUUUAGUAUAAGGUAUAGGGCAACUUCUGAAGUCUAGUUUUCUCUCCUAUCUUGCCCUAAUCCAGAGCACACCACUGCUGUUCUGGCUUCCAACCAGCACAUUCACUUUCUAUUACCUCCUGUACCUGAAAUUGAAGUGUCAGUGACCCAUUCUUUUGUAAAGCUCUACAUCUGUUUUGCUAAUAGCCUGCACGCAGGGGCCUGGUGGAAGAGCAGUUCAUGGAAUGCUUCAGUAUGAAGCAAGGGAUGUGAAUGUUAUAGCCAGUAUCAGGAUUACACCUAAGAAACCUGUCUCCUGAUAUGGAGCCACAUGGCCACAAAUCUUGCUCUGGUGGACAGUGAUGACCAUAAAUAUGUUUCUGCAGACCACUUGUCUCUGGUUGCAUAACGUGAGAGACUCAUAAGAUAUCCAUGAAUUGCAGAGAAUUUGAAGGUGGGGAAAAAACACUUCAUUCUGUGUGGGAAAAGUCAGAACCUUUCAGGUUCUUCGUCGUGUGUAAAAAAUGGGGAGGGAUCAGCCCCUCAUUUUGUGUUUGGUGUUGCCAACUUUUGGAAGCAGCAGGUGAGAUGAUAACAACUUCCAAGUGUCCCCAAAGCCAUCAUGAAGUAAGAAAUUAGCCACUCCUGACUUCUAGGACUUCUUUGUUUGUUAAAGGGUGGCUGUUGGGGAAGGGAGUAGGGCAAUUGAUAACUAUCAGUAUUGGUGGGCUACUGUCCUAGACUUUAAAACUACUAGUACUACUUGAUUUUUCUUUCUGUAAGGAUGCCCAAAUCAGUUUAAAACUGGAACUAAAAAAAAAAAAAAAAGUAACACAAGUGCAAUUAUGCUCCCACAUUACAGGAUUUUCUGUCCUUCAUUAUUGCCAGGCAAAGUGGGAAAGAAAGAGGUUGGAGAAAAUGAAAUUAGUAUUGCAGGAAUACAGUGUUAGAAAUUAGCUAGGCGCCAGGCACAUUUUGCGACUGAUGCGGGCCCAGUUGCGACCACGUGGAGAACUCUGGAUUCCAGAUUGGCAACUGGGGAAAGCAAAAUGUCACUUAGAGAAGGAACAGAAAUAUUUUAUUUGAAGCUUGAAUUUGUUUUAUUCUGGAUUGUUUGAUUUGACGUUUUAAUGUGUGGUAAACGGCUUUGAGUUUUGUUCUUUAAAAUAUAAAGUGCUAUAGAAAUGAAAUGAAAUCAUCAUCCCAUUGAAAGAAAUGGCGCCUAGACAUUCCAUUGUGGCAACCACAACCUAGGUUAAAGGUGUGAUUUGGCGAUUAAAUUUUAUAUCUGAAUUUCUAACACUGCAAAUAAUUCUACAGAUUCUUCUACACAAAAAUAUUGUGUGCAUAAGAUUCUCUUUGCUUAUUGGGAGAGUAAUUCUCUUUGUGAGAAAUAACUUGGCAGCUUUGAAGUAAAUGUCAUCUAAAAUAGAUGGCAGCCAUUGCAGAGGCUCUAGAAUUGUGUGUGCUAAAGUUCUUAAAACUCUUAAUUCACCUUCCUAUUUCAAGACAUACUCCAAAUGUAUUCUUUUUGUCUUUGCUGACCAGUUAAUGCACAUUAGUAGCUUGUUUGAGCUUUAUACUUGUGAACUAACGACUCCUUUACCUAAUUUGUGAAUCUAUGACAUUAUUGAAACACAGUGUGUUCUUUCCCUGUAGCAUUUUUAAUAUGAAAGGUAGAUGGAGCAAAAUUAGAGAGUCCAAUCCAGUGCUUAGUGAGGCAGACUUUAAUUUCAAGAAGUAAAAUUUUGAAAAUUGGAGUACUUGAGCUUAAUUAAGAGUUUGUGUGGAGAAAAUCUAAGUAGUUGUGGCAGUUAAUCUAACACUGAGUGGCUAAGUUGAUGUCACUGAAUGCUCAUGAAUGUUCCAGUUGUUCAUGGAACAAAGUUAUCAAUAUGUUUGCAGUUCAACUUUUGUGCAGACACAGAAGGUUGUUGAUCUGGCUGACUUUGAAACAUCAUUCAGGCACUAGAUAUGGGGUAGUUCUCUGAGGCAAGAUGAAAACUGGCAAUAGGUUUUAGGCAAUAGGAAAUUUUAAUGAGCCUGGUCAAGCAGAAUGGCAAUAAGGAUGAGGAAAUAUGGAUGGGAUGAAUUUCACAGUUUUAAUUGAGUCACUAAUUCAUUGUCUUUGAAUAUAAUGUUCUCUUCAUUGGAAUAUUUUCUGUUCUUGAAUUUUUAUUGGUGUAUUAUUGGGUUGGAUUAGAAGCUUUGUGACUAGAACUAUUUCCCUGCAUCUCUUGAAAGUUCUUCUCUAUUCACACAAGGUUCCAUUGUCUGAUCUUUGAUUAUGCCAUCUGUGCCAUUGCCAAUACUGCUGAGAAGGGUCUUUGACCCGCUGGAAAGGCUUUUAGGGGUGGAGAGUUGGGAGUAGGGGGCAGUUCUACUUUAGCAGCUUUUGGAGCCAAUUCAUUGUAUGUCUUGUGCUCACAUUUGGAACAUAUAUUGUAUAAUUGCUUAGUGUUAAUGAUUUGACUUCGUUAUUGAGCAGAUAGUGGCUUCAAUCUAGGAAUGUAAGGCAGCAAUUUCCACUCUGACCUGUGUUGGUUGCAAUCAACACUUUUUCUGUUCCACUGCAGUUCAGUCCUACCAAAUACAUUAUUUGUUUCACUGUCCACUUUUUAACGUAAGUUAAUGUAACUUACAUAACUAUGUAACGUAUAUUCAUUUCAAUGCAAAGGAAACAUCAGAACAAUGAAAAAACCCCUUGUAAUUAAUUACGUAUCAUUUGCGGACUUCAAAAAACAACAACAGUUUCAAUGAAUGCUAAUCAUAUUUGCUUGACUGAUUUCCAUUCCUGACUACAGAUGAAUAUGCGAACUGCAAUAAUUUUUGCCUUCUUUUCCUUUAUUGUCAGAUUUCUCCAACUUCCCUCUUGUCUGUGGCCUCCAUCCACUCAUUUUUUUUGCCAGUGUGCAUGUGCCUCAGAAACGUUUCUGGUAAAACUGGAAAAAAAAUAAAUAAAAAUCCAGAAACCCCUCAUCACUGUUAGUGAGCCAAACUAAAAUUUGGUAAUCUUCCUCCAUAGUCCUUCCAUUUCUUGAUUUUCCUCUACUGCAGUUUCAUGUGUAAGAUGUCCACACAUCAUGUAGGUAUGCUCUCAGCUGUGGCACUCAGAUGUAUCCAUCUUCCAUAUGCAUGUAGCUGGAAGCUCAAAUUGAUUGGUUUUAAAACAAGUUUGUGUUUCUGUUAUGUAUAGUCUUUGUCAUGCCUAAAGAGUGGAGAAAUAGGAUGCAGAUGAGGGCAAGGCUUUGGUGGAUGGGCAUUAGAUUAAAGGGUGACAGGCCACAAAGAGAGGAUACACGAGGCAGAAAAGUGAUUAGCUCAUACCUUUUGAACAGUUAUGAAAAGAGUUGAAAGCUUUGAGUCUCCAGAUACCAAGAUCAGUAUUUGGUCAAAUGUGUGGCAGUUCUCUAAAAAGCACCUGAAGAAAGAUAAACAUUUUGUUGUUCUCAUGAAACUGAAGUAAUUCCUCCUUUUGUAGAAUGCUAGUCAGCUUCCUCAUAGUAAGUUUGCAUCAUGCUGGGUGAGGCAAUAAUAAUUGCUUGAUGUAUAUUCAGGCUUUAUUGUGUUACAGAGUUUGGUUGACUCACUUUCAGCAAUGCAGUUUCAUUUGACAAAACACCUUGAAAUUACAGGUGAAAUUUCUAAUACUGUAUAUGUUUCUUGCGGGUCAGUUUUUAAUGUUUGCAUUUCAUUGGAGAAUUCAAAUACUAAUUUAGGAAUGAGGCACCCUGUUGUCUUGUAUUUCAUUAUUAAUUACUAGAUAAAUUAUUUCCUUAACUGCUUUAUACUGGGGGUCCUAUGGGAAUUGCUCAAUUUCAUUUUUUAAAGGAAGCAAAACAGCUUUCUGCCAGGUUCUAAGAGUUGCACAUCAUUUUAAGUGUGGGCAGAUGCGUGUUAACUAAUCUCUAAAGAUCUUAGAUGAAUCUUUCUUUCUGUACUUUGAAGAGCCUUGAAAGAAGUUAUGAUUCACUCCUUCGUCCCCCCCACCAUGAUAGUAACAUAUUUUAGACUCUUAAAUAUUUUGUUUCUAGUAGCUGCAGAAUUUCCAAAUGAAAAUGCACACUUAAAGCUGCCUACCUCUGAGUCUUUUUAAAAAAGUAGCUGCUUGAUAUUCAUCCCCAUAUUUACAGUUAGUGAAAGCUUGUAGUGUUCUUAGUCACUGGCCUCCAAAUCUGGACAUUUUCCUGAAGUUGCUUACAAGCCCUUGAUUUAAAAAGUUGUUAAUAAGAAAGGGCUCAGAACAGGGACAUUUUCAAAGUAUAUUUUUAUGUGAUGUCAUAAAAAAUGAUUGAAACAAAAUUAAAUUAAAAAAUUAAAAAAUUCAUUCCAGUAGCACCUUAGAGACCAAUAACUAACUUAGUUGGUCUCUAAAGUGAUACUGGAAGUAUUUAUUUAUUUUAUUUAUUUAUUUUGUUUCGACUACGGCAGACCAACAUGGCUAUCUACCUGUAAAUAAAAAAAUGAUGUUCACGUGCCUGGAAUAAUGGUUGAAGAGAAGUUCUGAAAAUUUUACUUUAGAAUAAAAAGCAUUUUAGGCAUAUCCAGUACAGUGGUACCUCAGGUUACAUACGCUUCAGGUUACGUACGCUUCAGGUUACAGACUCCGCUAACCCAGAAAUAGUACCUCGGGUUAAGAACUUUGCUUCAGGAUGAGAACAGAAAUCGUGCUCCGACGGCACGGAAGCAGCAGGAGGCCCCAUUAGCUAAAGUGGUGCUUGAGGUUAAGAACAGUUUCAGGUUAAGUACGGACCUCCGGAACGAAUUAAGUACUUAACCCGAGGUACCACUGUACACAUGUUUUACUUCUGUAACUUCAAGCACUUUAAAGACCUGAUUCUGUUCUUCGUUUUAUAUUAAACUUUUCACUUAUUGUAUUUCUGGGCACUCAUGUAAACAUUAACACUAAAAUCAUAAUCCUGGUUUUCAGGCAUUCCUAACUUGGCCAAGGGAACACAUUUUUCUUUACUUCCUAAAAGGUCAGCUUCAUUUUUAAGCAGUAUGUGGUUUUCUUCUAAAAACACAAUCUUACCAACAUACAUUUUUGGUUCUAAAGUUAAACAGUUGGUAAGAGAUGAGAUUUACAUGACUUGUUUCUUGCUAGCAAUUGAGAAUGGGCUUUUGCGUGGAGGCCUUAGGCUGUACUUUGUUUUACCAUGAACACAUUGUUUUAAUUUGACUAGCUCUUUAAUUUCCCUGUGCCUCAAUUUAUCUGUCCAGUUAUUCCUGAUGUUAAAUGUUCUCAUUCACACACAACUCUUUCAAAACCUUUACACUGGCUAUGAGUGCCCAGCAGCAGACAUUUUAGAUCUUCUCCACCUUCAAAAUGUGAACUGUGUUUUUUCUCUGCACUUUUUAAGAACACUUUUUAAAAAGUGAUGCAAUCUACCUUAUACCAAGUCACAAGUCACAACACCCCUUUGAAAGCCAGGAAUGUAGUAACCUCUCUCAAAUUCAAAGUACUUGAUUUGGCCCAAACUCAGCUAAGCAGCAUAGCCGGUGUGUUGUCGCAGUACUGUGGCACCUUAAGGUUAAAGCUUUACACUUUGUUAAGAGGAGACAUUAUCCCCGCAAAUUGAAAAUCUGAGCAUAUGUUUAAGCAAAAUGUGUUUUAAAACAUCCUUUUAAAAACCUGAAACCAGUUCCUGAAGGAGUUCUUGCCAAACCCCCCCCCCCAACAACCUCUUAAACUCUUCUAAGAAGAAGCAUUUCAGAGAUCUUUAAAAAACAGAACCAUGUUCUUACCUGCACUGUGUAUUAAAUACGCUUGCCAGCACUGUGGUGAAGUGAAGCUUUUUAAAAUGCAUUUGCAACACUUUAAAUGGCCUUUUAUCCUAGGAUCUUAAAUACAGAAGUAUCUUUUAUGUGCAGGUAACUUACAACUUUUGCACAUUUAACUUGGGCGUAUUCAACUUUAUAUUCUUUGCAAAAAAAAUACUAAAAAUUUAAGUGAAGGUGGAAAGGCGGAAGGUAUCAGGGGGGAAAUGUGUCUUGAUUAUGCACAAUUUUGGUUUAUGUGUUAACCCUGAAAUAUAACCCCUGCAUAAGAUGAGAGUCACCUGUACCUGGUAAAUUGCAUUUGCAGAGUAUUUUCAAUCUUUAAAAUGGCAGUUGUAAGCAUCUUAAUACAUUUUAGUGCGAGUUUUGUCUUAAGUUCUUAACUAAGAAUAUUUGAUUAAAAAACCCUGUGUAAUGUAGUAAUCUCCUAAUUGGUAUUGGGUAUCCAAGUAUAUUUAUCUUGGAGGUUGAAGGCUGCAAACUUGCAUGUAGUAAGGCUGCUUAAAUUCCAUUUACAUCAGGCAACCUGACUUCAUACAGAUUUGUGGCCUUAAAACGAGUUAGCCCUUCCUCACACUCAAAAUAGUGAAACCCAAAUUUUGCGUAUAGACUGAUAUGUGCAAGAGGAACUUUUCUUAUUUAAUAAUGGUCUGCUGCUGGGAUUCAAGUUUGCAAAGGUUUGGAGUGAAGCAGGAUAAAGGAAAUGCAGUGUUGCAUGAGAAAUCAGGGUACAGAUAAUUGUAGCUAUGGUAGAGGUAAGGUCAGGAGAUGCUCCAGCCACUGAAGCCUUAUGUCUGGAUUGCAGAAAACUUUGCCCAGAGCUCUAUUUUUGCUUUUCAAGUCUUCAGUAGGUCUAGAUAAUGAUAAGACUGCAAAAACCAUAACUGCAAAAAAUACACACAUUCUUGUUUGCAGUAAGCUAAAGUUGUGAUGUUGACAUAACUCUUAAAAUAUUUCCAUAUUCUUGUGUCUCUUCGGCAGCUCUUAUACUUCACAAAUACUUUUGUCCUUUUACAGAGGAAAAUUUGCUGUGGUGAGAAAAUGUAUUGCAAAAUCUACAGGCCAGGAAUAUGCAGCAAAGUUUCUGAAGAAGAGAAGAAGAGGCCAAGACUGCAAAGCAGAGAUCCUACAUGAAAUUGCUGUUCUAGAAUUAACAAAGCUGAGUCCCCGUGUGGUAAAUCUCCAUGAAGUCUAUGAAACAACAAAUGAAAUCAUUCUGGUAUUGGAAUAGUAAGUAUGCUUUGUGCCAGUAUGUUUGAUUAUAGAUCUAUUGAUUUUGUCAUUGUUUGCAUAAGUUCACCAAACAUAACCAGAAAGGUAAUAUUAGAGAAUACGUACAGUGUACUUUCUGUUGUGUUUGGCUCUUCUAGGUUUUGGAUCUUAAUCCUUUGUUAAAAUGAACCUUCUAUCAGUGGCACUAUUAUCAUUGACCUUCUAUAUUAUGUUUUCUGUUGUAGGCAUGGCAGAUCUCUGGGUUCUUUCCAACUGAGGCAUACUCAGAGUGGACUCAUUGUAAUUGGUGCACUUAAGUUAGUCACAACUAUGAAGAAAAUGCAGUAUUAAAAAUAAAAACAAUAUAAGAAACCACAAAAGGGGCGGGGGGGGGUAAAAAUAUUCAUGUUUAUUGUAACAUUGGAUUUGUAUUGUUAAAAUAUUCUUUUAAAAACUGAUGUGUGUGUGUGUGUGUGUGUGUGUGUGUGUGUUUUAUAACUGACUUAGUCCCACUGAAAUCAGUUUAGCUGUCCUCAUUUCCACUUUGUUGGAUACAACCAACUGUCUUUUUAAGCUUUCGGGGGAAACUUAAAUAAAAUAGAACUUAAUCUGUAGUGCAUGCAUGGUCCUUCCGUAGGUUGAUUCUUAGCACUGUACCUUGUAGAAUGGCUAAGGAUAGAAUAGCUGCCUGUUCCCUAGGUGAUUCUUGAGUUCCCCAUUUAUGUCAGAUGGUUCUUAUUGAUAUAUUUACAUUUGAAUUGUAUAUUACACAACCAAUUAAGAAAUAUCCCAAGAAUUUUUUCCUGAGCUAUUUUCUCAUUCUCCCAUGUACUUCAACUGCUGUAAGAAGAUAGUGCAAGACUGUUUAACAGUGAUCAGACUUGUUUUGUUUGAUUAAAUACAUUAUUCCAAUGAUCAAAACUCCCUUUGUUCUAGGAACAUUUUGCGACAGGGAAUUUCAUUAGCUCAAGCAGUUUCUGAAUUCUGGGCACAGUACUACGCCUAAGAUUUCAGAUUGAAACUGCAGAGUGGAAGGAGAGGAGGACCUUUUUCUGCCUCCUGACCUCCUUAAGAAUAUUAGGGGGGUGGGCAGGGGAAGGACUAGACCAUGUGAAAAUGAACAUAAUAUUUUUGCUGCAGUUCAUUCAUUUUCAGCUUUGUAUUGUAAUAAAAAAUUGUGCCUAGACAUUCCGUUGUUGCGCCCAUAACCUUGGUUUAAGGUGCCAUUUAGCUCCUAGCUUUCACAUCUCAGUUUCUAACACAGCAUUCUUCUACACAAACAAAUAAUUCAGUUUUCUCCUCCCCCUCCCUGCAAUUGUCCUAAAUCGCACACACCAGUAUCUAUUUGCAAGGGAUAUUGAUGCACCAUCCAUUUCUUUAUACCUGAGAUGACUAUACACAACUAUUUAUACCAGUAGUGAUAUAAAUUAUUUGGGAUAGUCAUUACUUGUUUUGCUUACCAAAGCUGCUGCUCCUAUCUCCACUUGCUAGUACCUACGUCCACAACUGUAUUCCAAAUGCUGUCUCGGGCCUAUAAAGAGCCCUGCAUUAUUAUUUAUAGUUAUAGUCAGAAUAACAAGAUACGACAUGGGUAUUGUAGUACACUUUUUGGUAUAAACAAGCUCUUUCUUAAUUAAAUGUUCAUGUAGGAUUGAUUGCAUUAUCAGACUGGAUACAAUGUAUCUGUGGUUAUUUUUUUGGCACUGCCCUUCCUUUAUGAGACAUUAAUGUAUCAUGUAGUCUAUUAAACAGUCUUUAUAUAAACUUACUGAUUAGUUAACUCAAUUUUUAUUUCUUCAUUGUUCAAUCAAGCUUUUUAUAUUAAUAAUCUUAAUAUGCAGAUUUCAGCAGAAUACAUUUGAGCUUUAGAUUAAUUUAAAAUAAUGGAAUGUUAUGAAAUAUCAGCUUCAACAAGUUUCAAAAUGAGAGUCAGUUGCAAGUUGCUGUCCUCAGUGAUCCAAAGAACCAGGGUUUUUUUUAAUUAUCAAGGUAACUGUCAUCUUUGCACUUCUUAUUAAUGUCAGCUUGACCAGUUCUCUGACAAUGUUGCAUUCUUGUUAUUCAACUGUUCAGCGUUGGCACUUCUCAACAUUCCCACUUAAGUGUAAUUUCCAUUUUUGCAGCACUUAAUAAGUACAGCAUUAACUCUGUGUCAGAUUUGUUUGAGAUAAAUCUGUUGUAACUAUAGUUUCAUGGUAGCUAAAACUUUUAGUGUCUUGUCCUUGUGUGCUGUUGCUAUUUUUUAAACCAAACAUUAAUUUUAAAAAAUCAUAACCUUUGUUAAAUAUAAUAGAUGCUUUUGUGUAAAUGCUGGGAUUAUAUCUAAUUUGCCAGUGAGGCUAUAGAAGAUUUAUUGUGAGAGGGUCUUCAACUGAAAAAGGACACCAUCUGAAAGAGAUGACAGCUUAGAUAUCGAGAGUGCUAGAUAGUGUCAGUGGACAUUUGUUGAGUUGCUUUCUGCCACAGAGGAAGGCAACAUUCCUGAAUCACUGUUGCUAGAUAGGCCAGUGGCUGCUGAAUAUACGACCAACAGCAACUUCAGAAUAUGCAGCUUAACUUCUUUGAGUUACAUAGAAACCUUGCUGUCCUAGUAGACCACUGUAAAACUUGUAGCUGUAGUCAUCUGAAAUGUCGUUAUCCUAGAUUACUAUGUACAGGGCAACUUGAUGAAGCUUUGAGGCAUCCUUCCAAAGUCCAUUGGGAUAAGGAGUAACUCCUGUGCAGCAGAACUCUCCUCUUGAUUUACCUUAGCACGUUUUCUUGCAUAGAAGUUAUAAUCUGGUAAUAGUUUCUUUUGAUCAGGAUGGGAAAUAGAUGUGGAAGAAGUAUUUGGGCCGCUAAUAGCUUGUGUUGCUGGUCUUUUUGAAAAUAGGCCCAUCAAUCCAACAAAACAAGAAAAAGAAAUCGUUCUUUUGGUGUAGAGGCUUCUGCAAGUAUAUUACUGUUUUAAAAUGGAACAGCUUUGGAGUAGUGACAUGGAGGGUAGUUUAUGCCUGUAUACAAUGAGCGAUGGUGUUGAAGAGACAGCCUUCAGCUGUUGGAUUUGUAUCCAUGCAAGAACAGCCACCUCAUUGCUGUUCUUUGACCCAUGACGAGAGCUGUGUAAAUGGAGAUGAACUGUUGUCUAUCCUCUUAUAUGGAUUGGUCAAGUAACAGUCACAGAAGAAAGCAAAAUUAUGCUUUGUCCUCAAGCUUGCUUGAAGUAUAAUUUGAUACCAAAUUUACAAGAGGAGGUUGCCAGUGUGGGUGAGCAGGCAUGUGUGGAAAGGCACCCUCUCCAAUGUUUGAGUGCAUGUGAUUACUUGCUCCAGCGCAGGGAGCUACAGUUGGAUCAAGAAAUUACAAAACAGUGUGUGUGUGUUCACACAAGGGGAUCGUGGGUUGCAGUGGAAGACAUGCCAGAGCAGCGGCUGUGUUUCGGGCAUACAUUUUGUUUUCAUCUUGCUUUUGUUUUCAUCUUGCUUCUGAAAGACACUUUGUGUGUGUGUGUGUGUGUGUGUGUGUGAGAGAGAGAGAGAGAGAGAGAGAGAGAGAGAGAGAAAGAAAUAUAACUUAAUAUGAUUGCUUCAGGGAAGGUAUGUAACUGGAGUGCCAAAAUCAAAAUGCAUUCCAGAAAAAAAAGGCAAGAGCUACAUUUUUAGCAUUUCUUGAAAGGUUGUGGUGAACGAGUAUUAUAUAGUAGUUGAAAACUACUUUUUUAGAAACUUAGGUGAAAAGUAGUCCAGGACAAAGUGUUUUGAGUCCCUCUUAAGGGGCUGUUCCUAGAAAGUUCACAGAAAACAAAGCUGUCUUAAUGUUGAGCAACAUAGAAGGUUUUCAGGAUUGUUGAUUGUUUUUCUAGUUGGUUUAAAAGACUUCUUGGAUACUUUAGAAAAAAAUAUCCAUUUCCUUUGCUGUCAGUAACAUGCUGUGCUGAGAUUUAAGUUUCCACUAAAACCUUUUUCUUUGUUUUCUGGUAUCUGCUGGUGUUCUGGAAAUAAAUGCCAUUUCACUGACCUCACAAAUAUGAAGCUUGCAAAUGAUUUUGCCUUCUACAUCACAUCCUCACUGCUUAUUUUUUGACUAUCCCUACAAAAGUUCAUGUUGGAGCAACAGAAAAUCCCAAGCUUGAGCAUUUUACUUUCCCCUCCAUCUCUACAAUUGUCAUUUCAGUCCAAUUAAAUAUGAAUUUGUACCAAACUCUUUGAAACUAUAAGGCAAUAGAACUGGAGUUUACUUUCCAACUGAGACUGCCCUCUGUGAUGAGGUCAUUUAGAGAGUAAGAUGUUAAAAAUGAGUGUGUUUGUUUAUAUUUUUUUUAGUGCUGCUGGAGGAGAAAUCUUUAAUUUAUGUCUCCCUGACCUAGAAGAAGCAAUAGAUGAAACUGAUAUUGUUAGACUUAUACGACAAAUACUUGAGGGCAUUUGUCAUCUGCAUCAGAACAACAUUGUCCAUCUUGAUUUAAAGGUAACUAUACAUAUGAGUGUUAAAUAAUGUAUUUCUUUCUGCACUUUUAUUGAUGCUGUAGGAUAUAAAUUCAUAAAUAUAUUGAUCUGUAUCUUGAUAACUCCUUAACAUUUCAAAUUGGCCUUUUAGGCUUUUAUAAAAAUGCUUUGAUUUGUUGGUAAGAAACUACUGGCCUCCUGAAUUGGUGAUAUGCCAAUUUCAGUAGGAUUAGAGUAGUUUAAAACUAUGAAUUAAUCUUAAAUUAAUAUUCUUAAUAUGUGGUGAAUUGUGCAUGCACUGAACAUUUUUUGUUUCUUUGUUGUAGCCCCAGAAUAUUUUAUUGAGUAGUGUAUGUCCCCUUGGCGAUAUAAAAAUUGUUGAUUUUGGCAUGUCUCGGAAGAUUGGCAAUUGCAUUGAACUACGGGAAAUUGUUGGGACUCCCGAGUAUCAAGGUAUGUCACUGUGCACACACGCUCUUUGAAUGCUUCUAUGUAUUUUCACAUAUGGUAGAACUACUCAACAUUAGAGAGGUACCUGCAAUUUUGAUAUUUUAUCACCUGCUGAAAAUGUUUUUAGAGAAUUAAUUUGAUUCAUGAUUUUACAAUGUUUUAAUGAUUUUAUUGAAUGCCAGCCUUUACAUUUUUUUAUGAGGUAGUGGUUUAUGAAUAUCCUUACAAAUAAAAUAAAAAUAAAAUAAAACUGGUAUUGGGUAAUCAGCCCCUGACACAGGACUAGUAAAAAUAAUGGAGUCAUUGUUGUUCUACAUAUAAGCCGUAGAGGAAAUUUCCUCUUCAGUUUUCUCCCAGUCACUGGUUAGGAAACAUGAAUUGUCUCAAGUUGAAAAGUAUAACUUUAAAGAAAUAAAUGUAUACUGGUCUCCGGAAUGUAAAUGGGUUACUUUGAGAUUAGUGUAUGUACUUUGUAGCAACUUCAACAAAAGGAUGGCUUGAUUGUGCCGGUUCACUCCUGCAUUCCUCUGCAUCUAGAACUAAAUACACCAGCAAGGACUGUGUGGACCAUUCCGUAGAUGUUGAAGAGGAAGCUCUCUCUUUUUUCAGUCAUACAAACCUAUAAUUUUAAAAUGAUGCCCAAAUUCAGAUAAUUGUCAUGAGUAUACUAGAACACAAUUGCUGUACUUCAUGGUACUCUUCCUUUCCCCUCUGUCCAGCACCAGAAGUCUUAAAUUAUGAACCUAUUACUCCAGCAACAGAUAUAUGGUAAGAUCACUUCUUUUGAAGUUAAAACAACUGUAAAGACUAUCUAGUUCUUAUAUAUUAGCUACUAUAUCAUUUCAGUUUAAAUUUCUGGAAACUGCUUUUCACAUACAGUGGUACCUCGGGUUAAGUAAUUCGUUCCAGAGGUCCAUUCUUAACCUGAAAAUGUUCUUAACCUGAAGCUAAUGGGGCCUCCUGCUGCUGCCGCGCCGCCAAAGCACGAUUUCUGUUCUCAUCCUGAAGCAAAGCUCUUAACCUGAAGCACUAUUUUUGGGUUAGCGGAGUCUGUAACCUGAAGCGUAUGUAACCCGAGGUACCACUGUAAUGCCUUUGUUGGCCAUUCAUUUGUUAUUUGUGACUAUAGGGAACAAGUUAUAGUCAUGGUGACCUAAAGCGGGGGUUUCGAUAUGGUGCUCAUGAGCCCCAAUGCCGGGGCCUUUCUCCCUGCCCUCUGCCUCUGCACAAACUUUGAAAUAUGCCUCCCAUCCAUCUGGUUGAACCCCCUUCCCGUCUUAAUUCAAGAGGAGGCAGCAGUCUAUAGUGGAUAUAUUUGUGAUGAAUAGAAAGGUGAGAAGUGUGUGAAAAAGAAGCAGCAUGUGGUGGUGGUGGAGCAAGGACAUUUGGCUUCUUUUUGAGACGAUGGCCAAGGGAUAGGGGCGUUCCUGUCCAGCAGCCAGCACCUAGGAGCAGGGCCACCUGGCUCUCUCUACCACCCCUGAUGCCCCUAUAGGAAGGGGAUGGAAAUCUCUUCUGGAAUUCUUUACCCCAAAGCCCUAUGGAAGGGGAUAGAGCACCCAAAAAACAGUGAGGUACAGGCUUUCCAUUUCUCUCUCCCUCCCCCACCAAGUAUUUAAUAUUCUGUGUGAAGGCAUAAGCACCAGGUGAGGGCACAUUUCUGAUUCUACUGUAUAGGCUCAAUCCUCUUGGUAGAUUCAACUUAUCCUAUAAUCAGCUGCUUUUAUACCACACCUUUUCAUUCUGAUGGUGGUUUGAGGAUAUGCCUUGUAAAAUCCAUGAAGAUCUGUGACUUAGAUCUAUGGGUUUCUUUGUCCCAGGGUAGUGCUGGUAAGUGCUUGAUUAACGUUUACCAUGUAAGGCAUGGAUCCUUACGAUUUUUGCAAGUUAUCCCCUCAUGGUUCUAGUUACAGGUUGGCAGCCGUGUUGGUCUGCCACAGUCGAAACAAAAUAAAAAAAUUCCUUCCAGUAGCACCUUAGAGACCAACUAAGCUAUUGGUAUGAGCUUUUGUGUGCAUGCACACUUCUUCAGAUAGUACUCAUGGUGGUACUGAAGAGUCCUGGAUCUGCAAUUUUUACAAUUAAGGCUAUGGAGACAGAUGUGACUUGCAGUUUGACGGUGGCCUGGGGAAAAUCUUGUAUAAAAAUCAUGCAAAAAUAAGAGGAUGCAUUUUUAAUUACACUUACAUUCUAUUUCUAUGCCCUGUGGUGGCCAUUUUGUCACUUGUUGCCACAGCACUUUUUCAGAAUUCUACAACUAACAGCCCAAAAAGUAAAUUGGUUGUUAGUUGAGGUGAAUAUGAAAAGGAGCAAGUGAUUAAUAGCAAACCUGGGAUCAGACAAGGUUUCCUAUUACACCUUUAUUUUCAGAAUGUAUAAGGCUUCAGUGGAAAGGCUCUUAUAAGCUUUUAUUGCUUAUAUAUUGUUGACCUUAGAUGACCAAGCACCAUUUAUGAUUUGAUGGACUACCAGCCUUGGCUUCAUAAGCUAAGGAAGUAAUUAGAUUUUGUUUGUUUCUUUUUUAAACAUAUCCUGUGGUGGUGUUCGUCUUUGCUUUCACUGCUUUCCAGCAUAUGCCAGAAAUAGAAUCUCUUUGCCAAUGUUUGCUGUUUCUAUUUCAGUUUCUGAUUAUCUCAUUACCACUGUUACAGUUACGCAAACUUCUGAAUUCUUAACCGUGCCCACUGGCUUCAUUUUUUGUUAAACUGAAAAUCUGUUGAUCCAUUAAAUGUGCAGCCUGAUCUAGAGUUUUGGAUGUUCAUAUUGGAGCUCUAAGCAAAUACAAGUGCCCAGUUCAUUUGUAUGGCAUGCCCUAAAUACUGUGCUGAAAGGCAAAGUCUUCUCACUGAGAGAGUAUCAUCCAUUUGAUAUCUAUCAUAGUGCAAGAAGUGCAAUGAAAUGUUUAUGAGCUUGUCUCCAUUUGGGUCUCCUGAGAAUUGGAUUGUGGCAUUAGCACAAUGUACGCCUGCCAGGAUUUGUAGAGUCCUUGUGGAGAGAAUCUUCCUGCUUAUAUUUUGAUAACAAGCAGGUUGCUUGCCGGUGUCCUGUUGUUAAAUAUUUUGAUUGAUAUGUUGGUGACAAGUAUAGUUGUAAAAAUAGGCAAAUACUUUGCCUUCUGCCCUUCUGUGUUGAAAAUGGAACAGUUCAGUGUGUAAGAAGUACACUUGUUCUAUGUCAUGAAACUAAGCUGAUUAUAUGAAUGCCUCUAGUUUACCUGUAAUGACUUUCUACAAAUUUUGAUUUAUAGAUCUAGAUAGAGAUAGAUAACUGAAAAGUUAAAAAGAAAAAUCUGGCUUGGUAUGUGUAAUUACAAACAAACAUUUCAAUAUUAAAUACAUAACUUCUCUAAUUUCAGGAGUUUGGGUGUGAUCUCUUAUAUGCUGCUUACACACGAAUCUCCUUUUGUGGGAGCUGACAAACAAGAAACGUACCUCAAUAUUUCUCAAGUAAAUGUGGAUUAUUCAGAAGAAACAUUUGCUUCAAUUUCACCAUUGGCCAGAGACUUCAUUCAAAUGCUACUUGUUAAAAAUCCUGAGUAAGUAGAUGAUUUGGAGCAGGGCAGAGGAAGAAAACUUAAGCGGAAUCUCUGUCUUGCUGUAACAUAAAUAUAGUUGCAAGGGGCUUAGUCAUAUGAAAAGGCUAUUUUUUGCAUGUCUGUGUAUCACAAGCUUAAUUUCAAAUUAAAAACCAUUUUAUUUACUCAGAGUUCUCUUCCUCUUUUGUAAGAACUGCAUUGUAUAACCUGACACACUGCAGUGGCACAGAAAUUAUGGGUCUAGAAUUGGGGUGAAUCUUUGUGUAUUUUCCAUCAGAAAUACUUCCCUAUAUGCUUGGCUUUAUAAUGCCAAAGAGCAACUAGCAGUAUUUGACUCUGGGUUGUAUCCAGCUAAAUUCUAUUUGGAGCAGGCGCAUUAAAAUUAAUGGACCUAAAUUAGUCAUGUCCAUUAAUUCCAAUGGGUCUGUUGUGAGCAUGACUAACAUUAGGGACAACCCUCUGUGUUUGUUAAUACUUUCUAUAUAACCCUCUGAGAUGGUGGACCAGGGCUUUCUCUAGUGCAGGAUGCGGAACAGGAUCUGUUCCUUGUGGGGCACUUUCAGAGGUGGCCAAGGCUUUCCACCUCUCCAUCAUGACCCAACUUUGAAGGAAAGAAUCAGGAGUGCACCAUAAGUGUGCUCCCAGUUCUUUCAUUUCUUCCUUUGCAGGCCAGCUUUAUUCCAUUUAUGCCAAUCAAGUGAUUUCUGACUGCAAAAUCUAAUUUUAACAGGGAUCAGCUGCAUCUGGGGGCUCCCAAAUGGAACCAAUCCCAGUGGGGUUUGCAUUUGGCACUAAAUUUUAAAAGUGACAAAUGCGAGCAUCUCUUUCUAGGGAACAAUCGGGAUGUCAGGUGUGGAGCAGGUGGACAUGGCUUGUGGGCCAAAUAACCCUGCUGAGCAUAAUUUGACCCACAGGCCGGUGGUUUCCCACUCCUGCUUUUAAGGUAUGGAAUUGAACAGCUGUAGCCAUUUCAGCAAGCUGCAAAGCCUUUCACUCCAUCUCCCCAUGAAAAUGUAUUGUGCUUCUACAAUUUCUCCAAGCAGUGAAGAGUUGUGUUAGUUGGCUGGCUCCCUUUAAUGUUGCAGCCAUAAUCCUUGUUAGUUUGUGUGUUUAUGUGCACAGAAUAGUAUCAGUGGUAUAAGAAAGGGAAGGCAGACUGAGGAAGGAAACCUUUUCAUUUUGCCUUCCUUUGCCUUUUCUGUCCAUUCUUGCCUGCACUGAACAGCCGCCUUCCCACUGCUUGAAAUACAUAUUGAUGGCAAAUAGAGGAAGAGCAAGCUAUAGACACUUAAACCAAAAAGAUUUUGUCUUUCCUUGUGAUGAGAAUUGGUGGGGUCAGUGAGAGAAGUUACAAGAGGGCAAGUUAUGAAGUGUAUGCUGUGUGGGGACGAUAAGCUUGCCCAUCUCUUCCUCCCUGUGGAUCUCUGCCAAAUCUAGUUGAUUAGGGAUAUAGUUUUGUUUGAAGGCAGUAAGGCUAUUCCAGCAUCAGGUAGUAUUUAACCCUUCUUUCACUGGCUAAGCUGUUGCUUUCAAAUGACCUCCAUGUCUUAAAUGUAUAUCUUUUGAUUUUUAUUUUGAAGAGAGCGACCAACAGCAGAGGCCUGUCUGUCUCACUCCUGGCUUCAGCAAAGAGAUUUCUUCCUGUUGUACAGCCCUGAAGAAAGCCCCAGUUCUUCUCCAACACAUGAUCAUAUGAAUAAGGGCACAGAAGAAAGAAAUACCAAUAAGUGCAUGUGUAAUGGAAUGUGCAGCGAGCGAGAGGAUAAAGAGAAUAUUCCAGAAGACAGCAGUACAGUCUCCAAACGAUUUCGCUUUGAUGAUUCUCUCCAGUACCCCCAAGAAUUCACAACAGACUUUGUAUGCUAA
Podarcis lilfordi (Lilford's wall lizard) is the source of this 17468-nucleotide messenger RNA. The record is from the annotation of a GenBank genome assembly. Lineage: Eukaryota; Metazoa; Chordata; Lepidosauria; Squamata; Lacertidae.